Molecule: messenger RNA, 1506 nt
Organism: Ochotona princeps (American pika)
Lineage: Eukaryota; Metazoa; Chordata; Mammalia; Lagomorpha; Ochotonidae
Gene: SLC16A8
Product: solute carrier family 16 member 8
Exons: 5
Coding region: 1-1506 (501 amino acids)
Biological process (GO): monocarboxylic acid transport; transmembrane transport
Cellular component (GO): membrane
Molecular function (GO): monocarboxylic acid transmembrane transporter activity
Source: RefSeq, a predicted model, not a curated record
AUGGGUGCUGGUGGCCCCCGCCGGGGUGCAGGCCCCCCGGAUGGCGGCUGGGGCUGGGUGGUGCUGGGCGCCUGCUUCGUGGUCACAGGCUUCGCCUACGCCUUCCCCAAGGCUGUGAGUGUCUUCUUCCGCGCGCUCAAGCAGGACUUUGGUGCUGGCUAUAGUGACACGGCCUGGGUGUCCUCCAUCAUGCUGGCCAUGCUCUAUGGCACAGGCCCCGUGUCCAGCAUCCUCGUGACCCGCUUUGGCUGCCGCCCAGUGAUGCUCGUGGGCGGGCUGCUGGCCUCCGCGGGCAUGGUCCUGGCCUCCUUCUCCACACGUCUGGUGGAGCUGUACCUAUCGGCGGGCGUGCUCACAGGCCUUGGCCUGGCCCUCAACUUCCAGCCAUCGCUCAUCAUGCUGGGGCUGUACUUCGAGAGGCGGCGGCCUCUGGCCAACGGGCUGGCGGCGGCGGGCAGCCCGGUGUUCUUGUCGGCGCUGUCGCCACUUGGCCAGCUGCUGCUGGAGCACUUCGGCUGGCGCGGUGGCUUCCUGCUGCUGGGCGGCCUCCUGCUGCACUGCUGUGCGUGUGGCGCUGUUAUGCGGCCGCCGCCCGGGCCUGGCGCCCCACCACUGCCACCACAUGGGGACCGCAGUGCCCACGGCCCCGGGGAGGCGGAGGCUGGGAUGUCCCCUGGCAGCCGGCAACGCCGGCGCCUGCUGGACAUGACCGUGUGCGCCGACCGUGCCUUUGUCGUAUACAUGGUCACGAAGUUCCUGAUGGCGCUCGGCCUCUUCGUUCCCGCCAUCCUGCUGGUAAACUAUGCCAAGGAUGCGGGUGUGCCUGACGCUGAAGCCGCCUUCCUGCUGUCCAUCGUGGGCUGUGUGGACAUCGUGGCGCGGCCGGCAUGUGGUGCAUUGGCAGGGCUGCCGCGCCUGCGCCCACACGUGCCUUACCUCUUCAGCCUGGCACUGCUGGCCAACGGGCUCACGGAUCUGUGCAGUGCACGUGCGCGCUCCUACACUGCCCUGGUGGCCUUCUGCGUGGCCUUCGGCCUCUCCUAUGGCAUGGUGGGUGCACUGCAGUUUGAGGUGCUCAUGGCCACAGUGGGUGCUCCCCGCUUCCCCAGUGCGCUGGGCCUGGUGCUGCUCCUGGAGGCUGUGGCUGUGCUCAUCGGACCGCCUUCUGCAGGCCGCCUGGUGGAUGUGCUCAAGAACUACGAGAUCAUCUUCUACCUGGCCGGCUCUGAGGUGGCCCUGGCCGGCAUCUUCAUGGCUGUGUCCACCAAGUGCUGCCUACGCCGUCGCCCCAGUGGCUCCCAGGACGCCCCCUCGGGCCCGGGCUCUGAGGGUGAAGCCAGUGACACCGAGGAGGCAGAGGCGGAAGUGGAUGUGGACUCGGAGCCCCCUAUGGUCAACCCAGAGCUGCCCUACAGCCUUGAGGCCCUGGAGGAGGCGAGCCCCAGCGCUGGGACCGGGGAGCCCAAGGCGGAGGCAGAGGGUGGGCUACAGUCUGGGUCUGUGUAG